AUGGCAGGUAAACAGGCUCAGGAUGCAUCGAGGGAGACGGAAACAAAAAAUCGCCAAAGUGGACUCCUGGGCAGGAUCAGGAAAGUGAAGCUGAGAGAGGUUUUCACCUGGCAGCUGGCCAAGACAGUGGCCAUGGGUCAGGGUCUGGCCGGGCUCAUCUGUGGGACAGCCAUCACCUCACAGUACCUGGCCGCAGACUUCCAUGUUAACACUCCCAUGCUGCAGAGCUUCCUGAACUACGCCCUGCUGUGUGUCACCUACACCUCCAUGCUGCUCUGCAGAACAGGGGAUGCCAAUAUUUUUCAGAUUCUGAGGAGCAGGGGGUGGAAGUACCUGCUGCUGGGGCUGGUGGACGUCGAGGCCAACUACGCUGUGGUUAAAGCUUACCAGUACACCACACUCACCAGCAUACAGCUGCUGGACUGCUUUGUGAUCCCCGUCCUGAUGAUUUUGUCCUGGUGUGUGUUGAAGACGCGCUACAGGCCUGUCCACUACGUAGCCGUCUGCAUUUGUCUCCUCGGGGUGGGGGCCAUGGUGGGGGCUGACCUGCUGGCUGGACGAGACCAAGGCUCCACCUCUAACAUCCUGCUGGGUGACGGCUUGGUGCUGGUCAGCGCCACGCUGUACGCCGUGUCCAACGUGUGUCAGGAAUACACGGUGAAGAACCUGAGCAGAGUCGAGUUCCUGGGGAUGGUCGGCCUGUUCGGCACCAUCAUCAGCACCAUACAGAUGGUGAUCCUGGAGCGCAGUGAAGUUGCUUCCAUCCAGUGGAGCUGGCAAGUUGGCGUGCUGUUCUCCGGUUACGCCUUGUGUAUGUACACUCUGUACAGCUGUAUGCCCAUUGUGGUGAAGCUGACCAGCGCCACGUCUGUCAACCUCUCCCUCCUCACUGCUGACCUCUUCAGCCUCUUCUGUGGCCUCUUCCUCUUCCAGUACAAAUUCUCUGUGCUCUACCUGAUCUCACUGAUCAUCAUCCUCAUCGGCUUCAUCACCUUCAACGCCGUGGCAACGCGCUCCUGCCCCACUGACCCCUCCCUUUCUGUCACCGGUGAUGAAGGUUGCUAUGACAAUCACACAGCCAAUCACACUUACAACACCGACCAUGAUGUGGCAGUGAGGGUCACAGCUGAGGAGGAGGAGGAGGAGGAGGAGAGGAAGAGGAGGAUGGGAGGUUCAGGAGGGACAGUGGAUGUGGAUGUCAUUACGGUUGGACUCAGCACUAAAAUGUGA
Molecule: messenger RNA, 1230 nt
Organism: Myripristis murdjan (pinecone soldierfish)
Lineage: Eukaryota; Metazoa; Chordata; Actinopteri; Holocentriformes; Holocentridae
Gene: slc35f2l
Product: info solute carrier family 35 member F2, like
Exons: 8
Coding region: 1-1230 (409 amino acids)
Biological process (GO): transmembrane transport
Cellular component (GO): membrane
Molecular function (GO): transmembrane transporter activity
Source: RefSeq, a predicted model, not a curated record